GUGUGAAGCGGAGAGUCCGCUGUUGCCCGUGGUUUUGCUCGAAGGCUCUGCACGCGCGCACAUCAUCCCUGACACGCAGCAUUGCGCGCUGCACAAAAAGCGUCUGAAAGUACAGUGAAAAAAAAGCUUUCAGUGAGCUUCGGACCUGAACGCACAGCGACCGCGGUGGACUUUACUCGUGCAGGUCCAAGAAAAACUGGAAGAAAAGCAAUCUAAGAAAAAUUACGAAACGCACUCCGUAUGGGUACAUUUUCGCACUUCAAUUUCUCUUCUGUUCCACCUGCUAGCCAGUGGCACUGAGAGAACAGGAGCAGGAUGAGAUGGACGGUUCUGCUGUGGGAGUACCUGUUGGUGGAGGUCACGGCGCUGGUGUGCAGGGCGGACGGUGAAGCAGAGCGGCGACUCGAGGGAUUCGUCGUGCUGUCGGGUUCGAACGGCUCUGAGGAGAGCAGCGUGUCCGAGAAGCCGCACACGCAGGACGAGUGCCGUGGCUACUACGACGUAAUGGGUCAGUGGGACCCGCCGUUCGUGUGCCGCACGGGCACCUACCUGUACUGCUGCGGCACCUGUGGCUUCCGCUUCUGCUGCGCGUUCAAGAGCUCGCGCCUGGAUCAGAGCCUGUGCACAAACUACAACACACCAGUGUGGCUCAAGGGACAAACGCCCUACAAGAAGACGGACCCGAGGCACGAUCCGACCAAAGACAAGACUAACUUAAUCGUGUACGUCGUUUGUGGAGUUGUGGCCAUCAUGGCGCUCGUCGGGAUUUUUACCAAACUUGGAUUGGAAAAGGCGCAGAGACCUCACAGGGAAAACAUGACUCGAGCUGUAGCAAGUGUGAUGCAAGGUGCCUGUCAAGCCGAACAUGAAGAAGCCAUCGGAAGACAUGUACAGAACUAUGACAACAUGCAGGCGAGGGCAAACAAUAUGCAGGGAGCCCAAAUGCACAACAUGAGCCAGGCUCACCCCUACCCGGUCCUCAGCCAGCUGGCCCAUGUGUACCAGCAGCAGCAGCAGCAGCAGCAGCAGCACCACCAUCAGCAGCAGCAGCAGCAGCACCAUCAGCAGCAGCAGCAGCAGCACCAUCAGCAGCAGCAGCAGCAGCAGCAACAGCAGCCUGGACAAGAACUCAAUAAAUAUGCCUCACUAAAGGCUGUUGCGUCUAAAGUCAACGGGGGAUUUUAUAACAAACAGCACUGCCAUUUGACAGAAUUGGGAGCGAAAGGCGGCCUGCCCCUCCACACAAUGAGGUUGGAGCAUGUGGAGCCCACCGCCACAUACAUCACCGAGAUCCCCAUCCUCAAGCAGAAUGAACAGAAACCUAAGCCCAUCAAGCCCCACGUGCCACAUCAUCAUAUGGCCUACAGCUCCAACACCAUAGCCAACCCAGGAAUGCUGAAGGCUUGGGAGGGCACAGAGACUAUGGGUCGGCGCAAGACCUAUGGCCCCAGGAAGCCCUGCAUGGUGGCUCAGAUGAACGAGCUCCACACCGCUCGCAGUCACCACUACCUUCCCACACAGCCAUACUUCAUAACCAACAGUAAGACAGAAGUGACUGUUUGAAGGAAUGACUUGUCUCUGAAGGGCUCAUCAGUCUGUGAGCAGGAAAAACAGAUCAGUAUCCUGACUGUAACCUCCACUCUGCCCCUUGUGGAAUGGAGGCGUAACUGCAGACAUGAGCUGAUCACACCAUGAUCGGCUACACAACCAGGCGGUCAGCAAGCAAUGACAACAGCUGAACCAGGAACACUCCAUUGUUUUUGUGAAAUGUUCACUAUAAUUUAUACCCAUGCCAAUGAUGAUAUGUUUGUAUUCAAUCUGUGAGAUAAUGAUCAGUUUUAAUUCAAAUCAAUGAGAAAAAAAAGAGUCAAAAGUACACAAGCAAUAAAAACUGACACAAAAAGAAUAAUUGUGAACUAAUGUUUACUCCAGUAAUUUAGAGGAAGUUGAGAAUGAACUUAAAGGGUCAAGGGCUUGUGUGGAAUGGCGAACAAAGGGUCAGCAUUUCUUACAGCACCAGUGCUGAUGUACAUGAUGUCUCUUUAGCACAAUUAUCUUAUCAUUAGGGUCAUUCUUAUUGUAUCUGAAAAACAUUCAGUGGCUGAUGCCUUAUUUGAAGACACCCUGGAAAGACGUGAACUGUUAUACCACAGACUGGUAUUUUAGGGCUGUAACUUUCAUUUUCAUACUAACAGUCCUCACUGUGUGUAGUUUCACAAACUCCCAAUUCAUUCAUUUACUUAGUAACAAGCUCCCAGAAUGGUCAUUCUUAACAAAAAUGUAUAAUCUCUUAGACAGUUUCUGCUGUAUUUGUUGCAGAGUGCAAUGAGGUAGCAUGUGAACUGAAGACUGUAAAGAAAAAGCACUGUUAACUAAAAUGGUCGCAACAAAUUGGCCGCUAUUCUAGAGCUUUAAAAACAAGUAUUUGAUCUCCCUUCAGUAUAGUUAAAAUUAUUUCUUAUGUGUCGUAUUGUAUCCUCUUGAAGGACUUAAAGCUUGUUGUACAAUAUUUCAUGACAAUAGAUGUAUGUGCAGCUAAGUUGCAUCCACUGGGUUUUAGCACUUUUAUUUCAGUAGUAAGUAGUUUGGGGAAAUUUGUUUGUUUGUUCAUUUUUGGGGAUUUCUUUCACACAGGCCUUCUGGUGAAAUUGAUUUUUAUAGUAUAUAUAUAUUUAUACUUUUGCCAGUAUGUGUAUGCAAAUGAUACAGUACAUUGUGCCAAGAAUUAGCUUGUUAAAGUUGUGUUUAAUUUUAUCUAUUUGUCUUUUUCACUCACUUGUACAUUCCAAAUGAGAAAAAAAAGGUUUAUUCUGCUGCAUUACAGUAUAAGGGGUGUGAUUGUUUUGGAAAUAAUGAUAUAUUUCAAAAUCAAGUAAUGACAUUGGAAUAAAAUAAGCAUUUCUUCAUUCUCUCCA
This is a messenger RNA of Silurus meridionalis, 2915 nucleotides long. It is a transcript of the gene shisa9a, whose product is annotated as shisa family member 9a. NCBI's taxonomy places the organism in Eukaryota, Metazoa, Chordata, Actinopteri, Siluriformes, Siluridae. Gene Ontology annotation, cellular component: AMPA glutamate receptor complex; dendritic spine membrane; postsynaptic density. The transcript is spliced from 4 exons. The record is from RefSeq and is a predicted model, not a curated record. Gene Ontology annotation, biological process: regulation of short-term neuronal synaptic plasticity; regulation of AMPA receptor activity. The coding region runs from base 316 to 1563 and encodes 415 amino acids.